ACGGCAAAACCGGAAAUAGCCGUCAUCGGAGAAAGUAUUCAUACUCUCUCUCUCGUUGCUCACAUCGAGGCCAAGAGCAAAGAGCUAGCGCACUAACUGUGGAAGAUGAUAAGGCAAGGCCCGACUCUAACAUGCACGGCGGUUGUCGCAGCCGUAGCCUGCGCACUAACCCUCUCUGUAGCUCUCCAUGACACCGACACGGACACCCCACAAAACCCAAACAUAUUCCAAGUCACGGACAGAACAUUCUUGGACAAUGAUUUGCUGGGCACCGAGAGGAAGUUCAAGGUUUUCAUGGAGGAGUACGAGAAGAGGUAUGCUACGAGAGAGGAGUACCUGCACCGCCUUGGGAUAUUCGCCAGGAACAUGGUGAGAGCCGCCCAGCACCAAGCGCUCGACCCCACGGCAGUCCACGGGGUCACGCCGUUCUCCGACCUCUCCGAGGAGGAGUUCGAGCGGCUGUACACCGGCGUGAGAGGUGGGCCUCGCAUGGGUGUUGCGGUUAAGGAAAGUGGACCAUUGCUGAAGGAGGAGGAGGUUUCUGGCUUGCCCGAGAGCUUUGACUGGCGAGAGAAAGGAGCCGUUACUGAGGUUAAGAUGCAGGGUGUAUGUGGAUCAUGCUGGGCUUUCAGCACUACAGGAGCUGUUGAAGGAGCCAAUUUCAAAGCCACCGGGAAGCUUCUCAAUCUCAGUGAACAACAGCUUGUUGAUUGCGACCACGUGUGCGAUGCGACGGAGAAGACGGCGUGUGACAAUGGAUGCCACGGAGGCCUCAUGACAAAUGCAUACAAAUAUUUGAUGGAGGCAGGAGGAUUAGAGGAGGAGAGUUCAUACCCCUAUACAGGGAAACAGGGUGAAUGCAUGUUUAAGUCGGAGAAAGUAGCCGUUAGAGUCGUCAAUUUUACAAACAUUCCUAUUGAUGAGAAUCAAAUUGCAGCAUAUUUAGUCAACCACGGUCCUCUUGCAGUUGGGUUGAAUGCGGUGUUCAUGCAAACGUACAUCGGUGGUGUGUCAUGCCCGCUUAUUUGUGGGAAGAGAUGGGUGAAUCACGGUGUGUUGCUUGUGGGGUAUGGUGCGAAGGGGUUCUCCAUUCUUAGGUUUGGGUUCAAGCCGUAUUGGAUCAUCAAGAAUUCAUGGGGCAAGAAAUGGGGCGAAAAUGGCUAUUACCACCUUUGCCGGGGCGGCGGCAUGUGCGGAAUGAACACAAUGGUCUCUGCAGUAGUCACUCAAGUCUCCUAAACACAAGUUUUUUAUUUAUGAAGUUUAAUUAAACAAAUACUGUGUAAUGUCGAAUUAUACAGUUUUUGAAUUCUGCUUGUUUGGUAUAAAUGCUGCAAACAAUUACAUUUA
Alnus glutinosa is the source of this 1350-nucleotide messenger RNA. Its product is annotated as probable cysteine protease RD19D. The transcript has 4 exons. The record is from RefSeq and is a predicted model, not a curated record. NCBI's taxonomy places the organism in Eukaryota, Viridiplantae, Streptophyta, Magnoliopsida, Fagales, Betulaceae. Gene Ontology annotation, cellular component: lysosome. The coding region runs from base 106 to 1239 and encodes 377 amino acids. Gene Ontology annotation, molecular function: cysteine-type endopeptidase activity.